AUGUCUGGCAACCCGAUGGAGCAGGACAACAAGUACAUUGACAGCGCCGUGCGCGCUGUCACCAACAAGCGACCCGUACCCGAGAUCGAUUUCACUCUGCACACCAUGGAGGACGGCACUCAGGUCAGCACUCUGGAAAGAGUGUGCAAGGACGUGCAAGCGCCCGCCUUCCACCCUCCGACCGACGAGCAAUUCUUCUCCCCGACAGACCCCAACAAGCCCAACUUACAAUUCCUCAAGCAACACUUCUAUCGGGAGGGUCGUCUUACCGAGGACCAGGCGCUAUGGAUUUUGAGCGAGUGCACAAAGGUUCUGUCUCAAGAGCCCAACCUCCUGGAGAUGGACGCUCCCAUUACCGUCUGUGGCGACGUUCACGGCCAAUACUACGAUCUGAUGAAGCUGUUCGAAGUUGGUGGUGACCCUGCAGACACGCGCUACCUCUUCUUGGGUGACUAUGUCGACCGUGGAUACUUCAGUAUUGAGUGUGUUCUCUACCUCUGGGCCCUCAAGAUUUGGUACCCCAACACCCUCUGGCUCAUGCGUGGUAACCACGAGUGUCGCCAUUUGACCGACUACUUCACCUUCAAGCUUGAGUGCAAGCACAAAUACUCCGAGGCCGUUUACGAGGCUUGCAUGAAGUCCUUCUGCGCUCUUCCUCUUGCUGCUGUUAUGAACAAGCAGUUCCUGUGUAUUCACGGUGGUCUCAGCCCCGAGCUGCACACACUUGAGGAUCUCAAGAGCAUCGACCGCUUCCGCGAGCCCCCUACCCACGGCCUUAUGUGCGACAUUCUCUGGGCCGACCCUCUUGAGGACUUUGGUCAGGAAAAGACACAAGAAUACUUUGUUCACAACCAUGUCAGAGGUUGUUCAUACUUCUUCUCAUACCCCGCUGCAUGUGCUUUCUUGGAGAAGAAUAACCUACUUUCUAUUAUUCGCGCACACGAGGCUCAAGAUGCUGGAUACCGCAUGUACCGCAAGACCAGGACCACUGGAUUCCCUAGUGUCAUGACCAUCUUCAGUGCACCCAACUACCUCGAUGUCUACAACAACAAGGCCGCCGUUCUCAAGUACGAGAACAAUGUCAUGAACAUUCGUCAAUUCAACUGCACACCUCAUCCUUACUGGCUGCCCAAUUUCAUGGAUGUCUUUACAUGGUCGCUUCCCUUCGUCGGCGAGAAGAUCACCGACAUGCUCAUUGCCAUUCUUAACACCUGUAGCAAGGAGGAACUCGAGGAAGAGACACCUCUUUCAUCCGGACCACACUCGCCCCCUCUUCCAUCAAGCAGCGUUGCCAACAUGGACCCGGAUAGCACCGAGUACAAGCGCCGUGCCAUCAAGAACAAGAUUUUGGCCAUCGGUCGUUUGUCAAGAGUGUUCCAGGUAUUGCGCGAGGAGUCUGAGCGCGUUACCGAGUUGAAGACUGCUAGCGGAGGCAAGCUCCCUGCUGGUACAUUGAUGCUGGGUGCAGAGGGCAUCAAGCAAGCCAUCACCAACUUCGAGGACGCUCGCAAGGUGGACUUGCAAAACGAGAGACUUCCUCCUUCUGGUGAGGAGGUUAGAAGAAACAGCGACGCUGCCAGAGAGUUUGCUUUGCAGCGUGCGGCGCAGGAAGCCGAGAGCGAUCAGAAGUUGGCCGGUGUUGCCAGAAGGAUAAGCAUGUAA
Messenger RNA from Aureobasidium pullulans EXF-150, 1662 nucleotides. RefSeq names its product Metallo-dependent phosphatase. Gene Ontology annotation, biological process: fungal-type cell wall organization; calcineurin-mediated signaling. Gene Ontology annotation, cellular component: calcineurin complex; cytoplasm. The record is from RefSeq and is a predicted model, not a curated record. NCBI's taxonomy places the organism in Eukaryota, Fungi, Ascomycota, Dothideomycetes, Dothideales, Saccotheciaceae. Gene Ontology annotation, molecular function: calmodulin binding; calmodulin-dependent protein phosphatase activity. The transcript has 5 exons. Bases 1 to 1662 code for a protein of 553 amino acids.